AUGCCGAUCCUCGAAAACCAUCUCGGGGGCAACUUUAACCUCGAUUCCUCUGGAAUAGCCGGCUUCUUUGGUGGGGAGGAGGCCUUUGCGGCCAUGUCCAGUGUGCAUCUUGUCCGCGCACGGCGAUGGCUAGGUUGGUACAACUCCCCUGGUUCAUACUUCGUGGCGAAGAAGUACGGCGUGCUGCCCAACUCGCUGUUUUGGGACAGCGUAUUCCCCGGCCCAUCUGUAGAUCCAACGGAGCUACUAGAGCUGGACUAUAAACCCGGAUUUAGGUUCUCUGGAGCGUACAAUGGGACACAGUUUACGUCGACGGGUCAUCUUUCGUAUUUGCUGUCAAGAUUCUGCACUGCACUCCCGGGUGCACCAGCGCUAUGGGAUUCUAUGGUUGUUGGAGAUAAAAAAACGGCAUCGACUCGCCCACACGAUGCUAUCAAUCAGUACACACGUGUUCGCAAUAUCACUGUCACAGUGGUCAAGUUCGAUGAGCGACAAUUCACCAAAUGGGAGCGAUACCCCAAAGUCCCGGAACGAUUCUUCACCCCGAUCAACAGACUAGGCACCCUCUUCGUUGUACUCACGAUUCUUUUCUCCCUUGCAGCAAGUGUCCUCUCGGCCUUGUAUGACGACUGGUUCUCGUUUGCUAUGAUUCUAUUUGGUUCUCUUUCAAACGGUAUCACCUCCUGGGUACUGGGAACAGGCGACCUCGUUCUUGAGCUCUCCGAGCCAUCUCCUGGUGCAACUCCCGGUGAUGGAAUCCUCUUCGACAGACAGAAUAUUAUCAUCUUGCAAGGUUCCGAACACGUCAUCGAUUCACUUCUUCAAGGUCGCUUUCGGCUGCGCUACCCAUCCGACCCCUCGCACCGCUGGAUCGGACUCUGUUCCCUCAGCCUUCUGGCCCAAUUUCUCCUGCAGCUCUUCCUCAUCCCCCAGGGCACACUGACAGGCCAGGUCUUCUUCAUUGCGUCGCUUGCCAUGUCUUGGAUGUGCAACAGCUACCUCGCGAGUUUCAACAGAGAAAAGAUGCAGACAGACCUUCUGUUCAAGCUUGUCGGUGCACCGCGGAUACACAAGUUUGACGUCGCGAAAUGGAGCGUCGCGGCAGCGUUUGCGAUGUUCUACUUCAACCCUGGGCUAAAAGCACCAGAGGGCAUUCUCGACGAGCUUAUGCCGAACAACACACCUGCGUGGAAUGUAUGGAAGCACUGUAUCUGCGCUGCGAUUAUGCAUGGGCGGAAGCCGAGCGAUUUUAUCUUUCCUGAUGAGCAGACUGCCGAACAUCUCGAUACUUUGGAGAAGGAUGAGCUGAAGAACUUGAACGAUCAGGGUGAGAAGUAUACACACGCAAAGAUCAUGAAGGCGUUUGAGGAUCUGGCUCUCGAAAACGAUAGGAAUUUUUUGAGGGAGUUUCUGCGCAAGGCGGAUGCGGCCUUUGAGAGUGUGUCUACGUUCGACGAGAAGGUGGAGUUUGUGCAUGCUGGUGCCCAGGGUGGGGAUCCCCUUCUCUUACGUCAAGAUGUACAGGGGCGAUCAGGCUCCUUAUUGUUAAUGCAAAAGUCACCGAUACUCCCCCAGUAG
Psilocybe cubensis is the source of this 1578-nucleotide messenger RNA. RefSeq lists its product as uncharacterized. NCBI's taxonomy places the organism in Eukaryota, Fungi, Basidiomycota, Agaricomycetes, Agaricales, Agrocybaceae. The coding region runs from base 1 to 1578 and encodes 525 amino acids. The record is from RefSeq and is a predicted model, not a curated record. The transcript has a single exon.